Polypterus senegalus (gray bichir) is the source of this 9426-nucleotide messenger RNA. RefSeq names its product periaxin (gene prx). Gene Ontology annotation, biological process: peripheral nervous system myelin maintenance; regulation of RNA splicing. Gene Ontology annotation, cellular component: costamere; cytoplasm; nucleus. Gene Ontology annotation, molecular function: protein binding. The coding region runs from base 388 to 7929 and encodes 2513 amino acids. The record is from RefSeq and is a predicted model, not a curated record. Lineage: Eukaryota; Metazoa; Chordata; Cladistia; Polypteriformes; Polypteridae. The transcript is spliced from 7 exons.
GCCCCGCCCCCUACUCCGCCGAAAGCUCCAAGGCUUCUACUGAUUUCCUUUACUGGGCUCAGGAAAGCGGACAGUGACGGACUGUGGGGUCUGCAGUGCUACGGGGACAACUGUGAUUGGGGCUCAUAUCCAGACUCGGAGGAAGACCGUGUUCACUUUAAGGACUCAAAGUCAGUGACUGAGAACAGAAAAGGCCAGCAGUCAUCUGCUCACUCAGAUAGACCUUUGGUAUCAUCUCCUCAUCACCUGCAUUACCUUGCAGCUGCAGAGGAAGAGGAGAGUCCAGAGCGAGUGGUGCAGAAGGAGAGACUGCAUGCGGAACUGAAACACGUCUUGAGUCUUAAAAGAAGCUUCACUGCAGAAAGGACACAGCUGUCGAGACAAGACAUGGCCAUGCCAGCGGAGAUCACUGUGAUCCAGGAGACCCUAAAAAAGUCUGAACUCAUGGAAGUGGUGGUGGAGACAGAAGCUGAGGCUGGAGCCCGUGGUUUCAGUGUAUCAGGAGGAGGAGCACAAGGCAUUUUCGUUAAGGAAGUGCUGAAAGAUUCUCCUGCGGCCAAAGCCCUCAGCCUCAGAGAAGGAGAUCAGCUGCUUAGUGCCAGGGUGUACUUUGACAAUGUCAAAUAUGAAGAUGCCUUAAAGAUUCUUCAGUGUGCUGAGCCAUACAAAGUAUCCUUCCUGCUGAAGCGCACCGUUCCCGGCGCAGACAUCAGCACUUCGUCAGGCUCGGCCAGCUUGGAAGUCAAAGGUCCCAAAGCCAAGAUACCAAAACUGAGUGUUAAAAGCAUUGCUCCUCUGAGAAAGAAAAAGAAGAAAGCCAAGGCCGGUUCAAGGUUAAGUGCAGAAGUAACUCUUCCUGCAUCAGGCAAAUUCAAGAGGGAGGCCUCGCCAGCUAAGUUCGAACUGAGUCCAGUGGAUGUGGAAUUUGCCUUCCCAAAAUUUCCAAAGCUGAAAGGUGUGAGCAAGACAAACACGGAAGGCGAUAUCAGCCUCAAAAGUCCAGAGAUACAAGCUAGCGUUGCAAGACGGAAGAAAAAGAAAAUCAGAUUACCUAGAAUGAGAGUAAAAGAUGCCGCAGCAGCAAGAGCUGUGGCGGAUGUGGAUCUAAAAUCACCAGCUGUGGAGAUAUCCGUGAAGAAGCCAGAAGGGAAGAUAGAACUGGGUACUCCUGAAACUAAAGUCAAAACUAAAGAAAAAUCCACAAAAUUUGGAAUUUCUUUCCCAAAAACUAAGAAACCAAAAGUUGAUGCAGGACUUUCAUGCUUAGAGGCAAGCAAAGGGAUAAGUCCACCUGGAAUCAAAUUAAAGCCUCCAGAUGUAGAGUUUGACUUUAGCCUCCCAACUGGAAAAGCAGAUUCGAAGAUUGCUAAAGGAGAGGUGAGUAAGGAAGAUGUCAAAAUCAAGACGCCUAAAGUGGAGCUUGAUUUCGGUUUGCCCUCUGGCAAAGCUGAAGCCAAAAUAUCCGACCCAGAUGUUGAUGUUAAGGGCACAAUGAAAGAAGGCAUUAAAUUUAAACCACCAAAACUUGAUUUGGAUAUCAGCUUACCAAAAGGAAAGGUUGAGGAUACAAUAGCUAUGCCAGAGGCUGAGGUGAAAAGUAAAGAUGGUUUUAAAUUUAAACCACCUAAAUUGGAUCUUGAUCUUAGUCUGCCUGCAGGGAGUGUUGACUCAACUGAAGGAGACCUAGAUAAGGAUGGAAGACUCAGAAUGCCUCAAGUGAAGAUUCCAAAAAUAGGGGUUUUCUUACCAUCUGCUGAAUUUGAGGGUGACACUUCCAAAGACAGAUACAAAAGAGAUUCUUACGGCAAGGAAGACAAGUAUAAAGCUGGACUAAAGAUGCCGUCUAUUGACAUUGAUGCGCCAUCAUUAAACAUUGAAAUUGGUUUGCCAACAUCUAAAGUAGACAGUGAAGGAGAUGUGAAAUUUCAUCCAGCUGAGGGUAGUACAGAAGCUGGUCUAAAGGCUCCUGAUGUUGAAAUAAAAAUGCCAAAAAUGACACUUCCAAAAUUUAGUGGAGCUGAGGGAGAAAUUAAAGCUCCAAAGACUCAAGUGCAUCAUGGUAAAAUGGAAAUAGAAGGUCCAGAUUUUAAAUUAAAGGGGCCCAAAAUAAAGAUGCCAUCAUUUGGUGUUACCUUACCUACAAUGACAAGAGAUACAUCUCAGGCAGAACAUGAGCAAAUGAUUCAUGAAGAUGGUGAAACAGGAAAAAUUAAGUUACCAACUGUCAAAAUGCCUUCCAUUGAUAUCUCGGUGCCUGUUCCAGAUGUGGACUUGCAUCUUCCUAAAGGAAAGACAAGUGGACCAGAAGCUGGCAUAGAUAAAAAAAUUCAUCACAGCCAGGAAGAGUUGGAUAUGAAAAUGAAGAUGCCAAAAAUAUCCAUUCCAAAGUUCUCCAUGUUUGGCAAGUUAGAAACACCAUCAGCUGAUGUAAAUGUUUCCCCUCCUAAAGUAGAUGUUAAAUCUCCAAAAGUGGAUCUGACUGUCGGAGACAUUGAAGUUGAGGGGCCUUCCACUAAAGGAGCUAAUAUAACAAUGCCAAAAAUUGAUAUUUCUCUACCCAAAAUAAAGCCACCGGAUAUGGAUCUGAACAUGCCUGAACUAGAUAUAGAGGGUCCUUCCAUAAGGGGGCCUAAGAUAUCCAUGCCAACAGUUGAUAUUUCCCUUCCCAAAAUGAAACACCCUGAAGCAGAUGUGGAUAUUGAAGGUCCUUCUGUAAAGGGUCCUAAGAUUUCAAUGCCAAAACUUGACAUUUCUGUACCAAAAAUGAAACAUCCAGAAGCAGAUCUGGAUAUUGAAGGUCCUUCUGUAAAAGGCCCUAAGAUAUCAAUGCCAAAAUUUGACAUUUCCUUACCAAAAAUGAAACACCCAGAGGCAGAUCUGGAUAUUGAAGGUCCUUCUGUAAAGGGGCCUAAGAUAUCAAUGCCAAAAUUUGACAUUUCAUUACCAAAAAUGAAACACCCAGAGGCAGAUCUGGAUAUUGAAGGUCCUUCUGUAAAGGGGCCUAAGAUAUCCAUGCCAACAGUUGACAUUUCCUUACCAAAAAUGAAACCUCCGGAAGCAGAUCUGAAUAUUGAAGGUCCUUCUUUAAAGGGGCCUAAGAUAUCAGUGCCAACAGUUGAUAUUUCCUUACCAAAGAUGCAACAUCCAGAGGCAGAUCUGGAUAUCAAAGGUCCUUCAUUAAAAGGUCCUAAGAUAUCAAUGCCAACGGUUAACAUUUCCCUUCCCAAAAUGAAACACCCCACAGUAGAUCUGGAUUUUCAAGAUCCUUCACUAAAAGGGCCUAAGAUAACCGUGCCAGAAGUUGACAUUUCCCUGCCCAAAAUGAAACACCCUGAAGCAGACCUGAAUGCUGAGGGACCUUUUGUAAAGGGGUCUAAGAUAGCUCUGCCAACAGUUGACAUUUCCCUUCCAACAAUAAAACCUUCAGACACAGAACUAGAUAUUGAGGGACCUUCUUUAAAAGGACCCAAAAUAGGCAUUCCAAAAGUUGACAUCUCCCUUCCAAAACGAAAGUCAGCGGAAAUAGGUGUGUCAGUGCCUGAAGGAGACGCCAGUCUUAGCAUGCCAUCGAUGAAAAUCCCAACCAUUGACAUCAACAUGCCUAAAAUAGAUCUUGAUUUAAGUAUUUCAAAGACCAUGGAAGGUGCAAGCAUGGAGUUGCCUGAAUCUACUAAUGGUAGAAACUUUGAAGGGCCUGACAUCCAUCUCAAAAUGCCUAAAAUUUCUUUGCCAACAUUUGGAGCCAAAGAUAAUGCUGAAGCAGAGUGUAAAGGUGAUGUGAAACUCCCAAGAGCAAAAGUUGAUAAGAUGGCUUCUGAAGGUAGUAAACCAAAGCUCCCUACAGUUAAGGUUCCUGGACUUGAUAUCUCUGUACCAGAAGUGCCCGAUGUGGAUAUCAAUAUUAAAGUACCAAAGAGUAAGGGUGAUUAUACUGUUGAAGGAGACAUCAGUGGAAAACAACAUGAUUUGAACAUCAAGGGUCCCAAUGUUGAGAUUGAAAUGCCUAAACUUCCAAAAUUCAAGAAGGAUAAAAGUAAUGUGGAAGUUCAACCACCUCAUGUUGAUAUUGAGAGCGGUGAUGCCAAAAUGAAAGGACUUAAAAUUAAGAUGCCCAAAUUUGGACUUUCCUUUCCCAAGGGUAAACUAAAAGAAGGUGAAGUUGACGUCUCAGGACAGCUGAAUGCCAGUGGGAAGAUCCCAGAAGGGAAGAUUAAAUUCCCAAAAGAAAAGCUUUCAUUGGAAAUGCCUGAUGUGAAUACAGAUGGAAAGAUAAAGCUUCCAUCAGUGGCAUUGCCAUCUGUUGAUAUCUCAGCCCCAAAGGUGGACAUUGAUUUCAGCUUACCUAAAGGUAAAGGGGGUGAUAAGGAGCAAGUAGGGCUGUUGAAGGGAGAAGAUGAGAGACUUUCUUCUGGAGCCAGUCUUGAUGUCCCAGAUGUAUCGCUGAAAAUACCCAAGUUUACACUUCCGAAAUUUACGGGCAAAGUAAAAACAGAUAAUGUUGAACUGGACAGCAAGCAUCUUAAAGCUGAUAUACAGCCUAGCCCUGCAAAGGCAGAUGUAGAAGGCAAAGUUCCUUCAGUAGAAUUUGAUGUUGAUGGCAAAUUGAAAGGAAAAUAUAUGAAGAUGAAAAUGCCUAAAAUGAAAAUUCCUACUUUUGGUAUUACAAAGAAGGAUGAGGAUGUGACUGUCAUCACCCCUGAUGUUGAUACAAAGAUUAAAAAAGGAAAAGUGCAAAUGAAAAGCCCCACUAUUGAACUUGAAGGCCCAGAGGGCAAAGUUAAAUCACCAAAAAUCAAAUUCCCCAAAUUUAAAAUGUCAUCACCAAAGACAAAACUGCCUGAUGCUGAGGUUAAGAUUGGUACUGAGAAAGGAGUUAAAGAGGGUGUUCAAACUCCAGAUGUAACAAUAGAAAUGCCUAAGAUUUCAAUGCCAAAAUUUGGAACCAAAGAUGGAAAAAUGGAUGUUGAUGUUAGUGUAUCCGAGGAAGGAAAACUUAAAAUGCCGUCUCUUGAAAUUUCCCUCCCUACAGUUUCACAUAAAGAGGGUGAGGCGCUGCUGCCAAAGGCAGAGGUUGAUGUAUCUGAAGCAGACAUUAAAGGAUAUGAAGGUGAUCUUAAAAUCCCUAAAAUGCCUAGUCUUGACAUCUCUGCCCCCAAGUUUGAACUUGAUAUAAGUUUGCCUAAAGUUAAAGAUGACUCUGCCUUAGAUCCUAAGCUAGAUAUUAAAGCCAAGAAAGAAGGUGAUCUUGAUGGAACUGAUCGGAAAUUAAAAAUACCUCAAAUCGACUUACCUAAAUUUGGCCACAAAGAAAAGAAUAUCAAUCUGGAGCUUGACAUUCCUGCAGGUAAAGCUGAUGCUAAAAUUGCUAAGCCUGAAAUUUCCAUAUCAAAAGCGAGCGUAGAUGUUCCUGACUUUGAAAUGCAAGGCGCGGAAGGCAGGAUUAAGAUGCCAAAAAUUAAAAUGCCUAAAGUGGAUAUUUCUUUGCCCAAGGGGGACGGUGUUACAGAAAGUGAAGAUAGGAUUAGAAGACCUGAGUUUGAAGAUCCUGCUACGGACGGCAUGAUAAAGUUGCCUUCAUUUGGGAAACUCUCCGCUCCUACAGUAAAAGCACCAGAACUGGACCUUGAACUCAGCUUGAGGAGACCUAAACAUGAAACAGAAAUAGAAGGUAACUUGAAAGGGCCAAAGGGGACAGAAACUGACUUAGGUGUUGCUUCAGAAAAAUCAGAGUAUUAUAUCAAGAUGCCUAAAAUGAAAAUGCCAGAACUAUCCAUUUCUGGUCCACAGAUCAAAGGUAGUGAUCUUGAAAUUGAUGUGGGACUGUCAAAGUUGGACACAGGAAAAGAGAAGAUUAAGGGGGACUUACCCAAAUUAGAAGGAAGUCCUGGUGUCACAAUUAAGGCCCCAAAGAUCAAAACCCCAAAAGUAGAUGCAGAUGUGAAGGCACCAGAGGCUGAUAUUGAAGGAACAAGUGGAAAAUUUAAAAUGAAAAUUCCAAAGUUUGGUUUAUCCACAGCAAAAGAUGAGGGUGAAGUUAAUGUAGACUUGCAGCAGGAAGCCAAGUUUAAGGUUCCAGAUGUGGGAUUUAAUGUGACAAAAGAUGGACACCACAGCACCAAUAUUGACCUUUCCCUUCCUAAGGACAGUAAAGUCAAAGGUUCUAAAAAAGAUGGUAACCUUGAAGUUGAUUUGCCAUCUGUCGAACUGGACAUCCCAGAAGGUGGUAUCAAGGUGCCCAAAUUAAAGAUUCCUAAAAUUGGUGUGACAACAUCCAAAGAGAAGUUAGAAGGAGAAGUUGCUUUAGUGUCAGACUCAGAAGAAGCAGAAGAAAAAGCAAAGAAGCAUCAUUUCAAAUUUCCCAAUGUAGAAAUUUCAAGCUCUAAACCUAAAGGGUAUGCAGAAGUAGAUGUCAAAACGUCUGGGAGAGAUAUGGACCUUGAAGGGCAAACAGAUGGACUAAAGUUAAAAAUGCCCAAAAUCACAGUACCCUCUGUCGGUUUUUCAGAUUCGAAAGACCAGCACUCUUCAACAGAACUGAUUACCCCAGAUUCUGAGGCAGACAUCAAAAUUCCAAAAAUUGACAUUAAGGUUCCAAAGCUUGACAUUAAUAUUCCAAAAGUUGAAAUUAAAGCCCCUGCCGUCAAUGUAAAGGCCCCAGAAGAGGAAUCAUUGGAGAUGGAUGAGGAACAUAAGUCCAAAGUUAAACUACCAAAGUUUGGAAUUGCACUUCCUUCUGUCACACGGUCAGAAACUGAAACAUCAGACGUAAAGUUAAAAGUAAAAGGACCACAAAUCAAAGUUAAAAAUGCUGAAGCGUGUUCCAAAUCGCCACAGUCUAAUGAGGAAGCUGAAGGGCCAAAGAUGCCAAAAGUAAAAAAAGCCGUAUUUGCUUUUCCAAGGUUUAAUGGGGCGGAUGCAUCAUUGAGCCAUUCUCAAGGAGAAGUGAAUCUGAAGGCUGGAGAAACUAAAAUCAGAGUUCCCAAAAUCAAAAUGAAACCCACCUUUGGAAAAUUGCGUUCCAAAACUAAAGGUCCCGAAGUGAAUGGGGAUGCCGAAGAAAUAGAUGGAGAGGAAGAUGAAAAACAUAAAACUGGAAAAAUGAAGAUUCCAAAAGUCACACUUGCAGUCUCUGCGAAGACAAGUGAAGGGGUGAGUUAUCAUGUGAAUGGACAAAGUGACCCCGCUGCAACAAAUGCAUCUCAGCAAGACAAGAGUAAAUUUGGGAAGGUGAAGAUUCCCAAAAUCGAAUUUUCCUCACCCUAUUCCAAGGGGACAGAAGAUGAAGGGGAGGCUGAAAUGAACAUGAAGUUGGUCAAGGAAGAGGAAGCAUCCAUGUCAAAUGGAGACAGUAAGGGCUUAAAAUUUAAAUCUCCAAAAAUUACAUUUUCUGGAUUUAAAAAGAAAACUGGGAAAGAAGAGAUUGAAAAGCCCGUGUCUUCCAGUGCCAGGACUGAAAUGGCCUGUCUAGAAUCUGGGGAUAAACCCAUCUCACAGUCUCCCAAGCCCAAAGUUUCCAUAGGUUUGUUUUCCAGCAAAUCCAGAGGGGAAUACUCCGUGGAACAAAGAACCAAUGGUCAGGAGGCCCAAGAAGAAAGUGGCAAACUUUAUCUGGAAGGUAGAGGAGACAAGUCCCCAAAGUUUAAGCUCCCGAAAUUCUCCCUCAGCCCCAAAUCAAAAGGGGUCCUGGUGAUAACCCCUGAGAGUUCCCCAAAGGCAAGCCAACGUUCCUCACAACAAAAGGAAGGGGAAGAAUCAUCUUCUGGUUUUAAAAUCCAGAUGCCAAGGGUGGGGUUCAAGUCCCGUCAAGACGAGCACACGUCGGAGGAGCGGAUCAUCAUGGAUGAUGAGGAUGAAAGUGUGAUCAUUGUGUCUAAGACAUCUAAACACACAAUAACAGAAUCAGUGACUGAAAAAUCCACCACCAUUUAACCAGUCGCUCUCAGAGGUGGGACUAGAGACACGGUUAACAGAGAAGGUGUACCACUCUGAUGCAGUUACUGUACAUGUUUCAAAGAAGCGACCAUUUUAUACAGUAUAUACAUUUUUGUUUGUUCUUUUUAAUUGCAGAGUUUUCUUUACUAAAUAUACAUUUACUUUUAUGUUUUUUCGCUCCAAUUCACAUGUAUAGUUCUUUUACAUGGGUGCAUAUUCAGUGGAGUUCAGGAUAAAGCUAAAGAGCCAAAUAGGUAACAACAGCCACAAAACAGACGUGCACACAAGUUCACCUGACAGGUUUAAGUUUCACAAUUAAAAAGAGCCAGUGACUGAACGAUUUCUUUUUAGCUUAUUUCUGCUAAACGUUGAAGAUAUGACAGAGGUGUUUUUGGCCAGCCAAUAUCUUAUUGUCUUCUAGUUUUCAGAAGUUAAACAGCAGAUGGCUGCACUUUCUUACCUGUUUAUUGUGAUGAGAUUCUAUUUGGACCGAGUAAGUGGCUGGAGGUUCAGAGAAGGUCGGGUAAAAGGACACAAAAUCCUGAAAUAGAGCCUGCAGUUUGAUUUCAAAUGUGAUUUGCUUGGGCAUUGAUUUGGAAGGUCGACAGGCUGUGUUUGUGCCUCAGCCUUCGCUGCUUUCAUUUGUGUUUCAGUGUGCUGUGACGUUCGGAAAGUCCUGCUGGUGACAUUUGUGAAGUGUUUUAGGUUUGGGAUUAUCAUAAAUGGUAGUUGUAGUACACAGGGAAGCAGUUAAACUUUUGAGAAAUUUAAGGCAGUAUACUAGUCAGUGCUUAGAAUUGAGCACCAUUGAAGAUAAAAUCUAAUGAAAAUAUUUGAACAGAAAAAGUACUGAAGGACCUCCAAAAUUAAAGCUGACAAAGUGAUCAAUGCAUCUCCAAGUUGUUUUUGUAGUGAUCCCUAUGAAUGUUUAUUUUUACUGUAUUUUACUAACGGAUACAACACAGAAAACAGUGUAAGGUAAUGAGAAAAAGUAAUGGUGUCCAACAGUUGUCAUUUUUCUCAUGUUCCAUGGGCUUUUCCCUUGUUACUUUCUCCCAAAGACAUGCACACUGUUAAAAUCUCUUUUAGUAACGGCAAGUACUCCAAUGCUGAAACCAAACUGCCAACCUCCACGUCACUUCCCCCAAUUUCAGUUUAUUCUUUAUUUUAUUGCAGUCAACAUGUAUUAAAGCCAUUCGAAAUAAAGGCGACAUCAUAUUUGCAAUGCAGAAAGUAUACAACACAGAAGACAGCAUAAAGCAAUGAGCAAAAGUAAUGAUACCCAAGACACAUCUUCUUCACAGGUCUCACUGUCUGCCUGAGAUUUCCCAUGGGUACCCCCCCCGCCUACACCCCCCGCCCCCCCAAAUCCCAAAGACAUAACGCACUGUUUAAAUCGCAUUUACUAAUUGCAAGUACCCCAAUGCAGAAACAAGAUUGUCCAUCCCCACACUACUCCCCCUCUGUUCUACUUUUUCUUUAUUUUACUAAAUA